CCUCACCACUUUCACCCCUCACCACUUUCACGCUUUUGUUUUGGCAUUUUGCAAGUGGCUAUUCUCCAGCGUCGCGCCGGUCAGUAGAUCGGAGGCUAUUUUCCGGCGUCAUAACUAGGCCUAAUGAUCUACAUUUGACUUAUCUAAAAGCCUGCUUUGGUGACUGUUGAGGAACAAACUCCUGGCAGAAGUGCAGCAUGGCUGAGGCUGAAACAGCCACAAGUGUCAGGGGAGAUGAGGGACAGGACGUAGACAAGGAUUCCUCAAGUCCUUUGCGGGAGUUACAGGAAUUUGAGAAGCUGGAUACUCUUCUGUCACAGAUUCCGAAGAAAGCUCAACAUGGCCUGCUCAAGUCAUGUGAUCUUGUGCUCACCUGUAUAGAUGCCAACAAGGCUUUUAUCGCCUUGGGCUCCAAUGUGGGCAUCGUAUUCCUCUACUCAAGGAAAGAGCAGUCACUUCAAAGACUUCGUUCAACGGGUGCGAAUGAUGUUAUUACAAGUAUCAAGUUGCAUGAAGGGAUUGAUCUGCUACUGGCAAUUGGUACUGCCUCUGGGGACAUCACUGUGUUUUGUAUACCAGGGACUGCAUCAGUGCAGAAGAGACAGGUGCAAAAGUUUGAUGUAAAGGGUUUCCAUCAGCACUACGUGACCUGUGUGGAGUGGAGCACCAAUGGCAUGAAGCUGUACACUGGAGACAAGCGAGGCCAAGUCAUUACCACAGAGGUGGACUUCUAUGAAGGUCAAUGCAAGUCCAGUGUACUCCUGAUUGAAGCAACUACAGAAAUUGUUCAGAUCGACUAUCUUCAUAAAGCACUACUUGUCUCAACAAAGCAGCGCAGUUUUGUGGUGCGACUUGACCUUCAAUGUCAGGUUGUCAGUAUUGGUGUUAAAGAGCGUAAAAUGACGGGGUCAUUCGGCGCUUGCUUCAUCCCGGGCAUGUGCAAAACGGACGAUGCCAAGCUCUUCGCAGCCCGUCCAGGCUGUCGUCUCUGGUUGUCUGACAUACAAGGAACUGUGAAGAGCACUCACGUCUUUUCUGACCCACUGUCACCUGCUGUGAAGGAAAUCCCACUGCUUAUGGCCGGCAAACUUUAUAUGAGUCCAUCAGACUUCCAGCUCGGACUCUUGAAACGGUUCCGUGAUAGGGAGCUGGUCUCGUGGUCUGGCUCAGCUCUAGUUGUCCUUGACCCCUGGGACAAUCGUGUGGUGGCUCGUCAGAGUCGGUUAAGCGGGAUUGAGGGUGUGGCCGUCGUGGACAACGAAAUCUUUUUGUUGCGGAGGCAUGCUGAAGCGAGAGUCAUAAGAAUCUCAGAUGGACCAGAUAGCUCAGCUGCAAAAGCUGAAAUUUUGAGAGCUCCUCACUCUACCUUGCAUGAACCAGCAGUUAAUGAGAGAAGUGGGCAAACAGAGAAGAAAGAAAACAUUGCAAAGAGUUUCUUCCGUAAGACCUUUACUAACCCUAUCAAAAGACUUGAUGAUCUGCUCAGUGAUGAUAAAACAGAGGAGGUCAAGGAAGCUAUACCAAAACCUGUCAUAGAAGCUGUAUCCCCUGACUUACCUCCUGUUGUGACUCUUGCAUCUUCUGAACUAGAAGGCAUCCGAGUUUUCACCGGCACCUUGCCAUCCGAGGCCGGAGCGGUGCCCACUGCCACUGCACUAUCCAUAUCGGGCUCAGCAGAGAAUGAGGUCAAGGCCACCACAGAGGAAGAUGAUGCACCGUCAGCUUUAUCGUCUCUGAUGUCAGCCACAUCCGCUCUGGCUGUUGUCUCAAAUACUGCAACAGAUCCCAAAGCCUUUGACCCAAAUUCUGCGAGCCAAAGUACAGAUUCUCGUACAUCCUCCCAGCACUCAGAGACUUCGGUAGCGUCCUCCGCUCCAGAGACUGCGGUCCCUUCAACCUCCAACCAGGACGACAUAGUUUUCAGCCACAGGAUGAAAAAGCCAAAAAAGAAAAAGCACAAAGGAGGAACGUCCAACACUCGUCAGAAAGAUGAAGAUGCAGUGAGUCAGACUUCUGUUAACAGUCAACAUUCGGAUGAUUCUGGCUUGACAGCCGCCAAAGCAUACGAUUCCCAGACCAGCAACAGUUCGUCUCUAGAGGCUCUGAAACGUGCGGAUGAGAUGCUGAAGUUGGUGGACACCAUUCUGAAAGAAGAAUCUGUGGAUUCAACAGGGAAGAAAGAGUCUGAGUGCUCUGAGGAUACACUCAAUGACAAUGUUGUGACUGCCACACAGAGAAGUGACCAUGUAAUUAACAGUUAUUCGAAAGUGAAUAGUGGAUCAGGCUUGAAGGACCAAAGGAAGGAUAAACCCAAUAAUUUGGAUUUGAAUCAAGCUGAAGUAGGCAUUUUUGGAAGUAAGAAGGAUGAUUUGGCAGCAUCUGGAGAGAAGGGCAGAGGAUUUUCCUGUAUGAUGUCCAGCGAUAAGUCUGAGUCUGUAUUCAAAAGUGAAUUGGUUGACACUGACAGUAGUGCAGAUAUAAAAUCUGUGGUGAGUUCAAACAAGGAUGGUACUCGUGAUAGAGAAGGUACAGAGUUACUUCAGGCUGACAUGAAUAUGGACAGAUCUUUGACAGAGUCGGAUCAAAGCCUGAUGCUGAGAGCAACAGGUCAAAGUGAUGGCCAGAAGACUCAAGAGUCAGAGAAAGGUAAGAAUAGUACAGAAAUUCCAUUGCAGAUUCCAUGUGCUAGUACUUCUGCCUCCUGCGACGGUGAUGGCUCUGAGGUAGCUGAUAUUUACACAUACUCCUCAGACAUAAGUCCUAAGAAUAGACUGAUUCGUGAUUCCUCCUUCGACAUCAUAAAUUCUGCUCUUGUUCAACUGGACUCGCGAAAGGCUGAAGUGAGAACUCCUGAUUCCAGCCUGUCAAUGUAUGCAACGGGUCAUUCUUCUGAUGCACCUGAACAAAAGAAACUUACAAAGGUGCAAAGAGUAUUUGAACAAUCUGAUUCUUUCCAAGACAUUUACAGCUCUGUCAGUGCAAUAGAAGCUGAGGAUCCGUUUAACAAAGGGAUGCCAAGAGAGAAGUCUGCCGAUGACUUCUAUUCAAAAUUUAUUGACACGUCUCCUGAGUCUUCAUCCUACAUGACCUCACCAGAUGCUAACACCCCUGGUGCUGCUCAAGCCUCUAAGUCAUUACUCUCUACCGAAGUGGAGCGGUCAUCUGAGAUGCAAGAUGUUUGUCAACGCCGUGUAGCUAACUCAUGGUCUGAAUUCACCACGCCGACCAAUAUGUACAGCCUGGCUGUAUCUCAAAGCCAUGUGUGGUUUACGGACAAAAGCGAGAAUAUUUACUACUCCUCCGUUGGCAGUCCUAAAGGUAUCGUGUGGAGGAAGGCUUCAGGUUCGGCCAAUCAGAUUGCAGUGUCCCCCUCGGGUCACAUCGUGUGGCGGUUGCACCGAGGGGUGGUCUUUGCAGGCACAAAGAUCAGCAGCCGUCACCCCGAGGGGUUGAAGUGGGUUGAGGCGGUGCGGGAUGUGGAAUGGAUUUCAGUCGACGACAACUGUGCAUGGUAUAUUAAGCGUAGCGGUGAGGUGAUGAUGCAAAGAAAUCUUUCCCUGGAGCGACCAUGCUACAAGUCGAGAAACAUUCAGUGUGAGCACAAGCUGCGCUCUAUCCAGUGUGCGAACGGAGUUGUCUGGGCCAUUACCGAAGGCCUACGCCUGCUGGUGAGGACAGGUGUCUCUGAUGAGCUGCCUGAGGGAAGUGACUGGCUUCUUGACUUUAGAGAGACAGCUCCGUACUUGUUCUCCAGCGUAGCCGUGGACAGUGAGAAUAUUGGCUGGGCUAUCGAUGUACUGGGACAGAUCUGGUUCUGUAAUGGGGUCACCCGGCAGAAUCCUGCAGGGGCUGGCCAGUGGUGGCAGGUUCCAAUGAGUGAGUACAUUUUGCAGGAGGCAAGCACCUUGGACAUGAUCCGUGCAAUGGCUCGCAAGUUUGACCCAAAGCAGCUCUCAUACAUUCUCAGUACCAAUCGAGGUGGGCUCAUCACAGCUGGGACGCAAGGUGUUUGGCUGGCGCUCGACUUCCGCAACGUGCUGCAAGUCUGUCGAGGGAGCAUUCAAGGUUACCACUGGCUGGAAGCCCAUCCUGCCCAGAUGUCUCCCUCUUCCACCUGGAAAAUGAUCUGUGCCAAUGUUGCUGAGGUUGACUGGGGGCUUGUGUGGGCUCAGCAAACUAAUGGAGAUAUCUACGUGUUUCGCCAACCUCGGGGAGAGGCAGCCAUGAUCCCAGACUGCUACGACUUCUGCUGCUUCAGUGUGUCCAUGUGUGCUGUGUGGGCACUCACUCCUGAUGGUGAAAUCAUGGUGAGGGCCGGCAUGAAUGAACGCUGUCCUCAAGGUUCCAGCUGGGUGAACCUUGACCUUUCACAGCUUGGUGAUGCCCACAUCAUUCACCUGAGCUGUAACACCUUGUACGUUUGGGCGGUGGAGUCGGAGGGAGUCAUCUACCAGCGUAUUGGAGCUAAGCCCCCCUCGGAUAACACACUAAGUGCUGUGUGGCUGCCCAUCGACACGUUUGCGGACAUCGUGUUCACACGCGUUAAUGUGGGGCCCCUUGACUGGAUGGUAUGGGCAGUUGACAACCGUAGAUUGACCUAUGUGAGGGUUGGGAUCACUGAGCACCUGCCCAUUGGACAAGAAUGGAUCCACGUACCAGGAAUCCAAGCCAUGGAUCUUUCACUCACUCGAAGUGGCAUCUGGGCCUUGACACCGACUGGUGAAGUCUAUUUUCGAUAUGGAGUGUCCAGAGAGCGGCCGGCUGGGAACUACUGGAAGAAAAUCCCUGGCACUUUCAUUAAAAUUUCUGCCUCCCCUUCAGAUGACCUGUGGGCCAUCAACACAGAAGGUCAUCUGAUGCAUUGCAGCACACAAUACCUCCUUCGCUCCCAAGACGUGUCUGACCCGCUACUCCAAAGAAGCAUCAGCACAAGCAGCUCUGUCUCUGAGGAUGUGGACUGGGAGAUUGUAUAAUUCAGACAAAAGAAAUAGGUAGGGGGCCUGCCGGUCUUCAAGUGUGAUUUGAUCGAGAAGAAGAAGAAAACAAACAAAAAAAUGCUGGUUUAUCUUUGAAUGGAGGUGGGAUUGGGGUUUUUGAAAUUUUUCAUGACCGGUAUGAAAAGUCUUAGGUUUCAUUUUUCCUAGGUUUGCAGAUUGUGUAAGUAAGACCAUAAGAAAUUUGUUGUGUUCAUGUGGUGAAUGUCAGUGUUAUAUUAGCUUGCAUAUGGCUGUGGUUUACAAUGACUUUCAGGAUUAGAGAACUCACUUUUAAGAGUGCCUUUGAUGUGGAUGUAUUGAAUCUUUCAAAGAUAUCCUAUAGAGCUGAAUAGAUUAUAUUUUUAGUUAGGUUGUUUUGGAGUACUGUUUUUCGUAGAUGUUUUGCUCUAUUUUCUUUCAGUUCAGGUCAGUUCUUAUACAAAAUAUAAAAGACUUGGACAAAGUUUCUUUUGUUUAUAGUUUUGUGUGUCCUUCUUAUCCCCAGUAAUAUAUGUCACGAGGUAUAGAAGUGGAGGGCUAUCAUAAUUCUGCUUUAACUUUUUCAAGACCUUAUCAAAGACUGUUGGCUAUUGCCUAUGUGUAAGAAAUGACAUUGACUUGGGUGGAAGAAACAUUCCAUUUUUAGAUCCCAGCCUUUAAGAGCUUUGAGUUUUCCAUGUUAACAUCGUUACAGGUACAUUCUUUGACUCGUGUCUUUUCUGUGAUUGUGCUUACACUUACAUCAUGAAGUUAGUUUUUUGUUGGUUUCAGUUUUCCAAGUGAGGAUGUGUUAUGGUUCUCAGAGUUGUGUAUGGGAUUGGUUUGAUAAAUUUCUGUGCUGAUGGUACAUUGACAGGAUGGUCUGCUCUUGUACUUUUAGUUUUUUAAUGGUAUGGGCUUUGGUAACUCAAGAGGAUCCAAUAUUCCUGACUGGGUUGGUGCGGUACUGUUGAGAAUUAUGUUUUGGAUGACAGUUUUGGUUGGUGGGAUCCAGCUGUUGUGAGAUUGUUUGGUUUUUCGCCUGUUCGUGUCGAGCUGUAAUUUACAGCAGGUCAUCAUCAGUGACUCCCGUAUUUCUGCAACUGAGAAGGGUAAUCGUAAUCGCAAUUCAGUGAAAAGUAUUGAAAGAGCAGCGUACCCACCAACCUGUAGUGUGACAUUUGUGUGAUACUAGCUCGAGAAUUUGACUCGAAGGUCACAAAAGGGAUAAUAAUAAUAAUAUAUUAUGGUGCAAAAAGGAAAAACAUUCGGGAGUUUGGGAAGGGAUGGAUAGGUUGUAGCUUAGUUUUGUGACAAGAUAUCAUAUCCACCUGUCUGAUGCUAGUCUGUCCUGUGAUGGCUGAAAAGCUUUGAUCAAUUAGCAGUGCUGUCACUACUGUCAGCAGGUUGGGUAAACUAAGAGUUUGGUUUCAUGAUCAAAGGAAUUGAUUGAGCAAGCAAUAUGUGAUUGCUCGAAAACUGGGAACUGCUCUACUUUGAUCAGCUAUGGUAGGCCCCUAUAUUUGUGAAAUUGUGCAUAGUGAUUUUAUACUGUUUUACGAAACACUGUUUUCUGAAUUUAUGUAUCAUGUUUGAAAUGUUUUUUUCUACCUAAAGACUUCCUCAUUGGGAUAAACAGUCAUUUUUCCUUUUGAUCUUCUUUAUUAUUUGAAGUCCUGCUUUAUAUGACCAGUAGAUUCCAGUGUGAGAGACACUCCAGACAUCAGCUCUGUGAAAUUUGUUCAGGAUCUACUAUGUGUGCGUGUGUUUUGUUAUUGUUUCUUAAGAUCUCAAGCCCUCUUUUGCUCCUCAAUUUUGAUUUUCCUUUUCCAAGUCAACAUUUCAAUUAUGCAUGGUUUGUGAAUUAUUCAGCUGUGGAAGCUUUUGUGUUUUUGUAUGAGUAGAGAAAGAAAUCACUUGGUGUGCUUGGAGGUUAUCUUCUCUAAAUGCAGUUUCUUUGGAAUCCCAACCCUUUUCCAUUUGUUCUCAUUUUCAAUAGGGACUGUCCACAGUAUUAUUUUGACUUGUGCCAUAAAUUCAACAUUGUUAAAAUGUAAAACCUGCAUCUAGGGUCUAUCACUUCUUUUAUGAAAUAUUUUAACAUUCAGGGUCCAUAGUUGUAUGUGUAAUGUGAUGGGUCUCUUUCCUCAUGUGUGAUUUUUUUGAGUUUCAAUUCACUUGUGGAGGAAACAUUUUGUCAUCAAACCAUAUCAUUUGUGUCAGGACGUGGAAUCAAGCGCUCGUCAAUUUUUGGGCUUAUGAGGUUAUUGGUAUCAUCUUAAAAGGCUGUUCAUUUGCCUUGUGAAAAUUUACAUUUUCUAUGCUUUUAAUCUCAGUAAAUUCCACCCAAAAAUGUGUUUUAAAAUGGACAAAAUGUGUUGAGCCAAAAAAAGAAAAUUAGAACAAAAUUGCCCAUUGGCCAAAAAAAUGCAGAUUUCUUGGAUUUCACUCUUUUGACGAGCGCCUGAUUGCACCUCAUUGCCUCACAUAUUUCUGCUUGGAUGUAGAUAUCUAGUCUCAUCUCAACCAGGUUUGUCCUGACGAGCUCGGUGGAAGAAGCCUGCCUCCUUUUAGUCAUAUUAGAAAUGUAUACCGACAAAACACAACAAACACUAUUUUCAAAGUUUGGCCAAAAGUAGUACAGUGGAACUCGGAUUCAACGAGGUCGCCGGUCCUGAACUAAAAUCUCGAUGAAUCCGAGUGUUCGUUAUAGCAGACAUGAGUUUUUGUGUAGAUAAUUACAGGCACUAAGCAAGUAAUGUAUGAAAAGAAACAACAAGUGGUGACUGAAAUGUCUGCGUAGUAUGAGCUGUGCAAAAAAAAAAAAA
This is a messenger RNA of Aplysia californica (California sea hare), 7783 nucleotides long. RefSeq names its product tectonin beta-propeller repeat-containing protein 2. Lineage: Eukaryota; Metazoa; Mollusca; Gastropoda; Aplysiida; Aplysiidae. The coding region runs from base 198 to 4973 and encodes 1591 amino acids. The transcript is spliced from 20 exons. The record is from RefSeq and is a predicted model, not a curated record. Gene Ontology annotation, molecular function: protein binding.